Molecule: messenger RNA, 1317 nt
Organism: Triticum dicoccoides
Lineage: Eukaryota; Viridiplantae; Streptophyta; Magnoliopsida; Poales; Poaceae
Product: WRKY transcription factor WRKY62-like
Exons: 4
Coding region: 1-816 (271 amino acids)
Biological process (GO): regulation of DNA-templated transcription
Molecular function (GO): sequence-specific DNA binding; DNA-binding transcription factor activity
Source: RefSeq, a predicted model, not a curated record
AUGGACGACGGCUCGUCAUGCCCGACCGACAGCGCCGGGCUUCUCCCGCUCAUCGCCGGCUCCCCGACGGCUGAGGGUCUCGAAGAGAAGCUGAGGCGAGUGCGCGAGGAGAACCGGCGGCUGGCCAGCACGCUCGGCGCCAUACUCGCCGGUCGCCCCGACCUGCGUGCUCUGGCGAGGGCUCCAGCGUCAGCCGUCACCACCGCUUGGGCGCCGAGCGGCUCUGCCUCCAAUGCAGCGAGGGAGGAGGCCGCCGGCGUGACGGUGGAGCCGCGGCCCAAGGUCAGGACGGUCUGCGCGCGCGCGGAGCCGGCCGACACCGACGCCAACCUUGGCGUCAAGGACGGGUACCAGUGGAGGAAGUAUGGGCAGAAGGUGACGCGCGACAACCCGCACCCCAGAUCCUACUUCCGCUGCGCAUUUGCACCAUCUUGCCCCGUGAAGAAGAAGGUGCAGAGAGACGCGGAGGACAGGUCAAAGCUAGUGGCGACCUACGAGGGCGAGCACAACCACGCUAAAUCCCCGGAGCGAGAAUUCGUCGGCAACGAGUCCACAGGGUACGCGAGGUCACAGCCGUGCUCGGUCUCCAUUAACCCGUCCGGCCGGACGAUCAGGCUAGAAGACAUGACGAACCAUGGGUCAGGAUCGAGGCUGGACCUGGAGACUAUCCAGAGGGAGGUUGUUACGCCUGAAUUUCAGAAUCUUCUGUUGGACAAGAUGGUGAAUUCUCUCAAGAAUGAUGCAGAUUUCAUGCAUGCUCUAACAAAUGCGGUGGCUGAGAGAAUACUGGAAAAUUUUCCAGCCCGGCUAAGUUAAUGUGCCCAAGUAUUUAGGUGUGGACAGAAAUGUCGACACAAUGGUGGUUUCUUAUGGUAUAAUUUGCGCGUUUGCUAUUUCUUGUCAGCUGAAACUUUGUAAGCAUCAGUCAAUUUGAGCACAGUGGAGUCAGGAGAGCCGAUCUGAUGCCGAGAUGGCCAUAGUGUCGCGGGUGCAGGCAAGGAUGAGGGUUGGCCGGUGCGGGUGGGGGCCUAUUGCAUUUUCGUCGCCGCUCGGAUUGGAUAGUCCGAUGAGCUCGAGCCAACAAUGUCGCAACAGCUAUGUUGGUGGCGAGCGCUCGGCCGCGUCACGAGCGAGGACUUGCCAGAACCUCGCCGGAGGUAGAGACGACGCGGUUUUCCGACGUAUGCUAGGUGAUUGAAUUUGUGAGUGCUGUUUGAGGUCUCAGAAGCAUAAGAUUUUUCAGCCUUGAACCAACAUAUCCUACAAUCUUGGGUCAAGGCCUUAAGCAUGUUGCAUGUUCUUAGGGAAUAAUUUGCG